AAAAAGGGUGGGGUCAGGGACCAGUCAGUCUGGGGAGGAAAGCAUUAGAUGAUGCCGGUGACAUCAGAGGAAGCCAUUCCAGUACAGGGGAGAAGCCAGUACACCUGUGCAAGACUGGAGGGGAGGAGCCAGUACACCUGUGCAAGACUGAAGGGGAGGAGCCGGUAUGCCUGUGCAAGACUGAAGGGGAGGAGCCUGUACACCUGUGCAAGACUGGAGGGGAGGAGCCGCUACACCUGUGCAAGACUGAAGGGGAGGAGUCGGUACACCUGUGCAAGACUGGAGGGGAGGAGCAGGUACACCUUUGCAAGACUGAAGGGGAGGAGCCGGUACGCCUGUGCAAGACUGAAGGGGAGGAGCCUGUACACCUGUGCAAGACUGGAGGGGAGGAGCCGCUACACCUGUGCAAGACUGAAGGGGAGGAGUCGGUACACCUGUGCAAGACUGGAGGGGAGGAGCCGGUACACCUGUGCAAGACUGAAGGGGAGGAGCCGGUACACCUGUGCAAGACUGGAGGGGACAAGCCGAUACACCUGUGCAAGACUGAAGGGGAGGAGCCGGUACACCUGUGCAUGACU
Molecule: messenger RNA, 578 nt
Organism: Staurois parvus
Lineage: Eukaryota; Metazoa; Chordata; Amphibia; Anura; Ranidae
Source: the annotation of a GenBank genome assembly